This is a messenger RNA of Gamsiella multidivaricata, 1812 nucleotides long. RefSeq lists its product as uncharacterized. Bases 1 to 1812 code for a protein of 603 amino acids. The record is from RefSeq and is a predicted model, not a curated record. NCBI's taxonomy places the organism in Eukaryota, Fungi, Mortierellomycota, Mortierellomycetes, Mortierellales, Mortierellaceae. The transcript has 3 exons.
AUGACUGAACCUGCUGUGCGCUUCUCGGAGAGAAUCCGAACACGAGCUGAACAGCACUCAGCUCAAGUCGCCCAAGAGGCCACCAAGGCUGAAUCGAGUCAGAGGGAAUCUAAGGCUUCCGAGGCCAAACAUAACAAAUCCUCGAUCAAACUAGCUUCUCAAGCAAAGACGACGGCCGAACCUAAGCCAGCUCCCAAGGUUACUGCCAAACCGGCCCCAAAGACUACGGCUAAAAUAACUCCCAGGGUCCCUGCCAAAACAGCUCCCCAGAACCCACGAGCUGCAGCUGCGGCCAAGAAGAAGCCGCAGCCCGUGAGCAAGGCUUCAGCGGCAUCUGCAAGGGUAGCUAUAAAAGCUAAUGCUGCCACGACUGCAGUCAAGGCGCGUUCGCAGCCUAUGAGGAACGCUGUUGCAAAUGCAGCCCCAAAGCCCACAGUUGCACCCGCUGUUGCUGGAACCAAACGUAAGGCCAAGAGGGAGCCCUUGCCUGAGCCAAGCAGUGAUUCUGAAGACGAGUCAGGCGACUCGGACUCCAACACCGAGCCUGGCUCCGAAUCCGAGCCUGAAGUCAUUACACCACGCAAGCGCAUCAGAAUCUCUGAUGAAGACGCUACAGAGAUGUGUAGCCCGGCUAGAAAGACCGUUUCAGGAAAAGCCCCUCCAGGCGGCAAUAUCCGUCCUAGAGGCACACAGAGAAACCAGAGGAGUUCGCAUCCCUCCAGAGCCAACCGCGACCGACGCCAUACCACUGCUAGGCAUAGGGCCUAUCGUCCUCGGGUGUCGCUCUCUAAGAUCAUAAGUCAGCCCAUGACGGCCGAGCAGUGGAUUCAUGCCACUAUCAAGGGAAUGCUCCAGGCUUUCAUGAACUCUCCUGAGCACUAUAGCACCCCGCUCGCCACUGUCAUCUACUGGAUGCCUAGGAUCGCGCCAGUUGACGCAGGCGUGCAUCGCGUUUGCGGUGAUCCGCUGAACCACUGGACCAUUCCGCUCAAACAGGUUGGACAGCCCUGGGAGACUGCGGCGACGAUCACACGCCUGCGCACGGACCAGGUCGCGCACUGGUUACACAUCAGUAUGCAGGAUAUGGUCGGCUUCCUGGCGCUGUGCAAUGCUGAGGAGGCAGAGGCCCUGAACCAUUAUCUACACUUUCGAAUGGAGUACAUGCGACUUAUCCAAAACGACGAACACCAGCGCCUUCUUGCCUGGACCAUCCACGCGUCCGUCCAGGGCCGUCGCAACGAGUACGACAUCGCAUCUUUCCCCCGCUGCCCUCCUUACCAGUAUUCGUCCAGAGGUCAUCGAGCGAUGUUUGAGUACAUGCAAAAGACCUGGUCCCUCUACCGAGCUCGAACCUCACCCCUCAUCGAGUGGCAGGCCCGGGACCCGCUCCUCCCGGGCUUUAUCGACAUGCGCUCGUUCUCCCGCUGGUUCGUCGUUGAGGACCCGCCCCUGGAUAGCCUGACCAUCGAGCAGGUCCAGCAUACAAUCGAUGCGGACAUGAUGUUCAGGACCACGGUCGAGAGGGACCGAAACGCUUACCUGCAAGGGGAUGUGAUGAAGGACGAAAUCUGGUUUGCGCUCAACGACACCCGCCCAUUCUUUCCUCAUCAGCCCCGGCCUCUCCAGCCGCAGUAUGAUGAACAGGGCCUUCCGAAGCCGAUUUCUCAACUGAUCGGGCUCAAUAUGCAUGAUGAUGACUGGUGGCGGCGCGAGCUGAACGAAGUCGUGGAUUGGUACCAUGGCCGUUGCACCUUCAAUGAGAGCUAUGCUGCGAUCCAGAGUAUCGUGGAGCUCUCGCUCCAGGGGAUUUAG